This is a messenger RNA of Capsicum annuum, 888 nucleotides long. RefSeq names its product nudix hydrolase 2-like. The transcript has 8 exons. Lineage: Eukaryota; Viridiplantae; Streptophyta; Magnoliopsida; Solanales; Solanaceae. The coding region runs from base 46 to 888 and encodes 280 amino acids. Gene Ontology annotation, molecular function: NADH pyrophosphatase activity; NAD binding; ADP-ribose diphosphatase activity. The record is from RefSeq and is a predicted model, not a curated record.
UUUGCCGCAUUCUAAUAAUUAAUCUAAUUCAAAUAGUAUCUUUAUAUGGAGAAAAUGUUGAUCCAAAAUGGUGUUAUGAAGAUUAAUAAUAAGAUUCAUGAUCUGCUUGUAGCGAUCAAUGAUGAGCAUGGAGGCGUUAUUGUACAAGUAGAGGCUCCUAUCGAACCCAAUGUCUUCCAUUACAUGCUUAAAAAUUCCUUAAGAGAGUGGAAGCUGCGGGGAAAGAAGGGUGUGUGGAUUAAAAUGCCUAUUGAAUUUGCAAAUUUGGUUGAGAUUGCAGUUAAGGAAGGGUUUUGGUACCAUCAUGCAGAACCUUAUUACCUUAUGCUUGUGCAUUGGAUUGCUGAUAGUGAGAGUACCAUCCCCGCAAAUGCCUCACACAAAGUGAGCAUUGGUGCUAUUGUCUUCAAUCACAAAAGAGAGUUGCUUGUUGUGCAAGAGAAUUGUGGCAGAUUAAAGGGAAGUGGCAUAUGGAAGAUACCUACUGGAACAGUUGAGGAGGGCGAGAGUAUAUUUGAAGGUGCAAUAAGGGAGCUAAAAGAAGAAACUGGAAUUGACGCAGAAUUUCUGGAAGUGCUUGCAUUCAGGCAAAUACCCAACUCAUUCUUUAACAAGUCAGACUUGUUCUUCCUUUGCAUGAUGCGCCCUUUAUCAUUUGACAUCCAAAAGCAAGACUUAGAAAUUGAGGCAGCCCGGUGGAUGGCAUUUGACGAGUAUGCGAAUCAACCUUUAAUUCAGAAAGAUGGUCUUUCAAAGUACAUUAGAGAUUUAUGCUUAGCAAAGGCAAAAGGAGAUUACCAAGGAUUUACUCCAAUUCCAAUAACAUCAUCAGUUAUUGAUGAUCAUAUGAGUUCCCUCUAUUUCCUUAAGGAUGCUCUGCACCAGUGA